CGCUUUUUUUUUUUAAAAAAAAAUGUCGAAAUGAUACCAUCCCUGAAUUGCAACGCGAAAAUCAUAGUCUUCAAAUGGGAUACAAACAGAACCCAUUCAAAUGUGUAAUUUUGGACAGUAGCACAGACCCAAUUACAUGUAUUCUUUAUGACCAGCCAUUACCAAGAAGGAGCUAUUUUUGCAUGUCUCGGUGCUCCCUUCAAACCGAGUGGGCAGCUCGAUCUAGAGGAUUUAAUUCAACGCAAUAUCCCCAAGGCUCUUGCAAUGAUGAAAAUCCUGUCAUCUGUUGGCGUGGAUCCUUCCGGUUUCUCCAAGCCUCUUUGACCAGGUUUUACAAGUACGGCCUAGCUAUCAAUUGCUUCGCGGUCUCUCAACUCCACGCUCUAGAAGAAGUCCAGAAUAAUUGCAUCAAGAAAAUUUACGGUACUCAAGGCAAAGCGUCCACUAAAGUUAUGCUCCAUAUGUCUAAGCUGUUCCCCAUGUCGGAACGAGUCAGUAUAUUACAGGCACAGCUCCUCUUUGGCGUAUUUGAUGAGACAGCCAUUAUAAUAACUCGAGUCACGGCAACCAUUCCUACAACUCCAUCUCAGAUGUCCCAAGCUGUUUCCUUCCUGCUCGUAGUGAUGUCUUCACAAAGGGCCAUUAUACCUAACUUCAAAAAAUUGGAAAUUAUAUGUGAAGCCGGAGUACGGGGUUCUGUUGAUUUCCUGGCGCCGCUGCUGGGAGGUGAAGCCAGCAAUACGUUUUUCAGAAGUGAUUCACUCUUGUCCUCACAAAGCAGCGAGGAAUAUACCAGCAGUGAACAAGACCCAAUCAACAGUGAAAAUAACUGGAUAGAAGCAGGGCAACCAUAA
Molecule: messenger RNA, 854 nt
Organism: Rhizopus microsporus ATCC 52813
Lineage: Eukaryota; Fungi; Mucoromycota; Mucoromycetes; Mucorales; Rhizopodaceae
Exons: 3
Coding region: 75-854 (259 amino acids)
Source: RefSeq, a predicted model, not a curated record